AUGCCUUAUGAUGAUGAUCACGAUGAUGGAGAAAUAAACUUUAAUGAACUUGUAGGGAAUUUAUUAAGCUCGCAUAAUCAAGAAGAGCAAGCACAAGAGCAAGAGCAAGAGCAAGAGCAAGAGCAAGCGCAAGAGCAAGAGCAAGAACAAGGCGAAGUACAAGCACAAGAGCAAGGCGAAGUACAAGUACAAGUACAAGUACAAGAGCAAGAACAAGAACAAAAGAGACAAGAUCUUGACAAAAUAAAUACAAAUGUCGAAGACAUAGAAUCCAAACACCUACAUAGCGGCCAGGCUGACCAUGAUCAUCCGGAUCAAAACAUCGAACUACCCGAUUUUGGCGAUGAAGAAGAUGAAUUAGUAUCCGUCGUCGCAAAUGCUGUUCAGGAUAUCAACAAUGACAGUGGCAGUAAACCCAGCAGUCAUCUAGGAAAUGAAUCGGAACAUGAAGUGUCCAAUACACUAGAUGAUAACCACGAAAAACAGCAACAUCAAGAAUGGGCUCAUAUCUUACAGCAAGGAAUAUUACAGGAGGAGGAAGAGUUUGUACCGGAACAUACAGAGAGACGUAUCAGCUCUAGUCAUCACCAUCACCAUCAUCACCGUACCGAUGACCAGCUUGACCAAGAUGAUGAAAAUUUGAGAAUGGCUAUAUUAGAGUCUCUGCAAGAAUUAAACACAGAUGAUGGCCCAGAAAAAGAACAACAUAAACACGAACACGGUACUUCCAGUGGGAAAUUGUCCAGCAAGAAGUCUUCAAAGAAAAAGAAAAAGGACAAAUCCAAAAAUAAAGAAUUAUCAAAGGAAAAAUCCUCAAAAAAGAGCAAGUCUUCAGGUCACUCCAAAAAGCACACAAAGGAUCGUUCUAAAGAAAAGUCAAGUAAAACCGCUAGCAAUGAUAAUGCACUCGAUUUCAGUAAUAUAUUAGAUAAUCUUAUUCAUGAAAAUGGAGAUGCUACAACAGACACACGUAAAUCAAUAUCAGACAUUCAAGAACAACCCCUCACUGACAAAAAUCGCGAAGACGUGGAAGCACAGGCUCUCGUGGAAGCUACGCUAAAGGCUUUUGAAAAUGAAUUACUAAGUUCAGCGCCAACUGCGGGCCCCACACAGGACCAAUCAACCGAACCUUCAACUUCUACUAAGACAGCCGAACCAGCACGGAAACCGACUGCUGAUGAUAUCCCGUUGGCUAUGUUGCAAGCUUUCAAGCCCAAAAAGAGACCUCCUCAAGAAAAAAAGAAAUCAAGAAGUAAGACUUCUAAACCUGCAUCUACAACAAAUAAAUCAUCUGCAUCUGAACCAGCUUCCAAAAAAAAGAAAAAAAAGAAAUCAACCAAAGAAACUAAUAAGACUCAAGAAAAUUACGAAGAAGAUGAAUUCUCUAGGGUACUAGCCGAAAUGGUUAACCAAGUGGUCAAUACUUCACUAAAGGAUUCAUCAAUCACAACAUCUCCCUCCGCUCAGGAUAACAAACCGGAGACGACAGCUGGUUUUGUUGCGUCUACCCAAAACCAGUACCCAUCUACCAUAACUUCUACCACAGAUUCUGGUGCAGCCAAUGACGACACCCUUGAUUUAAAUCAAAUCAUGCAAAAUGCUAUGGCUAUGGUUUUCCAAAACCAAAAUGACGCUGAUUUCGAUGAAAACAUUGUCGAAGAUUUUAACCGCGGACUAGGUGAUCUGAGCGUUUCGGAUUUGUUGCCUCAAGAUAACCUUUCUGGGUUGGAUAAGAAAUCAUCUAAAAAUCUGAGCAAAUCUGAAAAGAAGUCAUCUAUUUCGAGUAAAAAGUCUUCCAAAAAGGCAUCUAAAGAUGUGUCAGAUACGGAAAAGGCUAGAAUUUCUUCCAAACCAAAGAAACCUUCCAAAUCAGAAUUAUCUCAGGAAAAGAAACUACGCAAGAGGUACAGUUCCAUUGCCAGCGAGGCUGCAUCUGUAGCUAGAAAGAAGAGAUGGGCCAAGAACAAAGAAUUAAAGGAAAAAGAGAAACUUGAACGUCAAGCCGCAAGAGAAGAAAGAAGGCAAAAGAAAAAGUUGGAGAAGCAAAAGCUGGCUGAAGAGCAAGAAGAACUGACCAAAAUCGUUGACCGUGGCCCACCUUAUCCUCCGGAUUUAAGACUGACCAAAAGCGGUAGACCAAAGAAGCCGUAUAGGAGAUGGACUCCUGAAGAAUUGUUAAAGAGAUCACAGGAGGCAGAAAAACCAAGGAAAGUGAAAAAAGAAAGAAGAAAAAAGGACAAGAAAGUUAAGAUACCUUCAUCCACAUUGAGAAAGAUUCCUUUAUUCAAUUUUGUUAAAGAUAAUGUUCAGCCAGGAGCAAGACACCGCUUAAACGAUAUUGAAGGCUCGCUGUCCUCCAUUGGUUUACACAGAUCGCCUGACGGUGUCCGCAGAGUCAUUUCAAGACAAAAAAGUGAAGAUAACGAAUGGCCAUUAUCAGACUCCUCCACAUCCCAAAAUUACGAUACGCAUUUAAAAACCGUUGUGCAUAAAGAAAAAAUCUCUUUCCACCCUCCCUGGACUAUACCAUCCCAACCACCAUUUGCUUUACCUGUUGCAAGAAGGAAGAAAAUACCAAAUAUCAAAAAAUACAAAAAGAGAAACAACAAUUCUCCUCGCAUUUCCAAGGAAAGUAUGCUGAGUGCAAGAAACAGAAUUAUACCAGCUAUUUUAUUACCAAUAAUAAACACAUUAAAGGCAGCCGCGAAGUCCCAAACUGCUGCUGGAGCAACCCCCGAAGAAGCAAGAAGGCGCUUGGCAGCUAUUAUUCAGCAUGCUAAGUCCACUGUUAUUAAGGCUGCUUUACAAGCAAGAAAAAACAGUAUUCAAGCUUCUAGCGCCAAGGAAACUACACCAGGAUUGGCCGUAAUUCCGCCUCAAAAGAAGAAUCCACUGAGAAUGAUUCCAAUUUUCAAUACGUCUCGGGUGAAACAACAACCAGAGAAGUGUCCGAUUAUUGUAAAGGGAGUCACCAGUUCAGUGUUCACUGAUAAAAACACCCCUGGUUUCUACUCUAACACUACGAGUAAUGAACAGGCACUCAAGAGUAUUGCUGCCCCAGUUAAGAUAGAAGAUGGUGAUUCACAUAUACAUCCUAUUCCAAUAAUGCCUAUAACUUCAAAACCGACACAAGAUAAUGUCGAAGAUAUUAAUAACGCGAAGGAGACUGCUAAUGUUGUUGACGCAAAAGCCUCGUCAGACGCUGCUGGUACUGGUGACACUGAACCAGCGAAUGACACUGAUACUGUAGAAGAUAUUAAAGAGGUUACCAACGUCGAGACUGUAGAAGAUGUUGCUUCAACCGAAAAUAAGAUGAACGUGGUAUCAAAUGAUCAAAAGAGCACUCCAAUCGACUUUUCUGGUGUUGACAAGAUAGACGAAGAAAAACCAGAAGAUAAGAUGAACACAGAAAAAGAUCUAAAUAAAAAUAAAAGUGCGCUUGGUAAGGAAAUUGAGAAUAAGCACAUACUGGAUUCCGAAGUUCCUCAAACUACUGGCACAGAUCGUACAACUGAUGUUGGCGAGAAGCCUAGAUCGAUUACUCUUACUGAUAAACCACUAAAUGAAUCGAAACCGAGAAUACCCAUCAUAUUUCCUUUGAAAAGACCGCAAAUCAAACCUGAAGUUAAUGUCAUUGAUUUAGUUCAGAACUUGGUGAAAAGUAAAAUGCCUGAAGUGAAAAACGAAUCAAUUGACCUGGGCAGUAACAUCACAGACAUUCUUUCCUCCACUAUCACUAAUAUCUUGCCCGAAAUCACUGCUGCUGAUGUAAAAAAUUAUCAAUAUGAAGACGAAAAUGUCAAAUAUUUGAAAAAGACACCAAGACAGGUUUUAAAUCUAGACGGACUAGUUCCCCCAUCAGGUAGAUGCAUUACUAAAGCUAAGCGCAUUCGUCGUAUCAAGAAACCCUCUCCUGACGCUACCGUUUCGCAGGAAACUAACACGAAGGCAAGUAAUGAAACCAUUACUUACACUUUCGACAUCCCUUCUCCAGAAGAAAUGCAAAGCAAACGUAGCGUGGUGCUAAAGUAUGCCAAGGCGAGAUUAACGGAGAGUGAAUUAAACUCUUUAAAAAAGGAGAUUAAUAAUGUAAGGAAAAGGAGAUGGAGAGAAAUUAACUCCACAAAGAACUGGGAAUACGACGUAAAAUCUAGGUUAAGGAAACGUGCGAGUGGAUUUUUUGGGGAAGAGGAAUCUGAAGCGAAGUCCAAUUGGAUUGAAGAAAGAUUCCAAGAAAAGGCUAGCCAGGAAAAAUACAAGAGUCGCCUUGAAACAACUGAAAGCCAAGCAAACAAUACGAAGAUUGUGAUUGAUGACAAGGAGAUUUUGAACAUUCUUGCUGUAAACAUGAAUAGUCUCAACACGGCACGUUGCAUUGAAAAGGACAUUCAAGAGUCAUUCAAAGAGGAAAAGUUAGCCUCUAUACAACCAAAGAAGAAAAGGAAGAAAAGCAUCUUAAACUGA
Molecule: messenger RNA, 4464 nt
Organism: Saccharomyces eubayanus
Lineage: Eukaryota; Fungi; Ascomycota; Saccharomycetes; Saccharomycetales; Saccharomycetaceae
Gene: SPP41
Product: Spp41p
Exons: 1
Coding region: 1-4464 (1487 amino acids)
Source: RefSeq, a predicted model, not a curated record